AUUAUUUAUAUUAAAAUUAUUAAAUAUUUUACAAAAUUAAUUAACAACUAAAAGUUUUAUAGAAUGGAUACUUGCAUAUUAUGCAAAUCUUCCAAAAAAGAUGAAAUACAAUAUGGAGAAUAUUUGAAAAAUAAACAUUUUGGUGUACACACAUUUUGUCUGUAUUUAUCUUCAAAUUUAUCACAAAAUGGUGAAGAUGACGAAGGCUUCUUGGGUUUUCUAGAAGCUGAUAUUAAACAAGAAGUACAGCGUAUAGCUUCUUUGAAAUGUUGUUACUGCCAAAAGAAAUAUGCCAAUAUUGGCUGCUGUGAGAAAAAAUGCAGGCGUACAUUCCAUUUUAUAUGCGGUUUGGAACACAAAGCCGAAAAUCAAUUUUGCAAUGAUUAUCGCUCGUUUUGCCAAAGUCAUGUUAGAAGUGUAAAGCAACGUCCGGCAGCCAAUGAAACCUGUUUGAUUUGCUAUGAUAGUUUAUGUGGCCCUCAGGAUAAAUUUAAUACGGUUAAUAUGAUAUUGUCGCCCUGUUGCCGCAAUGGUUGGUUUCACAAGCUGUGCUUACAAAAGUUUGCCAAAACUGCUGGUUAUUUCUUCAAGUGUCCGCUGUGCAAUGAUUCGGGCGUAUUUCGGAAAAAACUGCCAGCCAGGGGGAUAUUUAUACCAAAUCAAGAUGCUGCCUGGGAAUUGGAGCCCAAUGCUUUUGCUGAACUGCUCGAACGUCCCAACGAAUGUAGUGCUCAACAGUGUAAGAAUAGAAAAGGACGCAAAGCUAGCUGCGACCUCAAUCCCUUUGUAAUGUGCAGUACUUGUGGUUCUACAGCCAUGCAUCGACAAUGUUUGCCCAAUGGAGGCAAACGAUUUCAUUGUGCCGAUUGUACGAUUGCUUUGGAAGAGGAUGAUAGUGGUCGGGAAAGUUUAAAUUUACCUGGCAAUCGCAACCACAAUGAGGACGAAGAGAUCGAUGUGUGUCAUGUUAGUGAUAGGGAGGAUUUUGAUAUAGUAAAUAGACUUAUGGCUGCCCAAACAAGGGAACCACAAACUAAAAGAGAUUCGGGUACACAUCAUCAUGACAGCGAGAGUAGUGAUGAGGAGGAAAUCAAACCUAUUGCCGCCACUUCGAAAACCAGACGUUUGAAAAGUGAUUCCGAAACAUCUGAUUUGCCUCAGGUAUCAAAAACUAAUAAAUGCAGUAGUAGAUACUGCAGACUAAGCACAGACACGGAAAGUAGUAAAAACAAUUCAGAUUUAGAAGAAAUCAAAACUACAAACAAGCCCAACAGCAGACGCCUAAAAACGGAUUCCGAAAGCAGUGAUAUUCAGGAAUCUAAGACCCCACAUGAAGAUAAUUCAUCAUUGACUGAAGAUGAAAAUCUGUUUACAUCUAGAAAAAGAAAAUCCACUACCAUCGUAAGUGAUUGUGAGGAUGAAACAACCAAGGAAAUUGCCACAAAACAUAAACGUUUAGAAAAACAAACCACUGAACAUGACGAGCAGGACAAUCUGUCCCUGGCAACGGAGGACAGUAGUGAAGACGAUGAUGAUCCUUUGGAAAAUUUCACCAAAAUUAUGGAAAGACAAAAGAAUAUCAGUUGCAUAGCUUUAAGAACCAGAAGAUCUAUAAAUUCAAAUAAACCACCAGAAAAUAGCACACAAUUACUGAAGCCACAUAUCAACAACGAAAAGGAAAACAUAAAGAAUGAAGCCAAUCGAACAACAACAAAAAGACCAUCCCUGGAACAGCAGGCAACAACAAAAGACGGCAUAAAUGAAAGGCAGAAAAGAAAAAAAUGUGUGGAAUUAAAAGCUGCUGAUGAUAGCGACAAGGAAACAAAAUUUGAUAUAUCCUGCAUAGCAAAAAGGACACGAAGAAAAUCCAUGGUUUGUUGGCGCAAUAAUAAACCAGCAACAGAAACUUUAAUGGAAAGCAAAGAAAAUCCCUUAAAUGUCUCCUGUAUAGCGGUAAGGACAAGGCGUAAAACAAUUUGUGCCGAAACAAAAUAUACCCAAGAAUCGCUUUAUGAAAUGUCACGGGUAUAUGAAAAAUUGCAUGAAUCGGAAGACGAUGAGGAUGAUGAUGAUGAAGACGAAACCGACUUUAUAACAGGCGAUGAAUCUGACGAAGAAUCAGUAUUAAAUCAGGUGUUGGUUGACACGGAUCUGGAUAAAUUCAUAGUAAACGAUGGUUAUGAGGAAAAAGAUAGUAAAUUUGAAAUAUCUUGCAUAGCAAAACGCACGCGUACACGGAAAUCUGUGACAACACGUCUGCAAAAUAUACCCGAAGAGUCUGAUGUCUCUACUGACAGCUGCUCUAGCUCAAAUAACUCCUCCAGUAAACGUUUGAGUUCGAGUUCAGAAUUAUCUAAUGUUAAUAUACGCAAACGUUGCCCUCAACGUAUAAACUCCAGCAGCAGCUCAGAGGAAUUUGAGUCACCCCAGCCAACUUCCUCCUUCGCCUCCUCCCGCCAGCUUUUAAAAAGGAAACCUGGGAAUUGUGAUCUGCUGCUGGACAAAUUGCCACAGCAUAAUUAUGCUGCCUAUCUCAAGUCCAAAUACACCACAAAAUCCAGUACAAAUGACCUACACAACUAUCAUCCCCCACCCAAUCAUUAUCAUCCUCAUAGUAGUAAUCGCAAACGAUUUUAAAAAAAAAGUAUUAUUUUCAUUUGUCUAAGUCUUUAGUUUUCUACUAUAUAAUUCUAAUUCUAUUACAAAAUUGUUGCUCUCGUAUUAUUAAGUUUUUUUUUAUAUUUUUGAUAUCGCUAUUAGAUGUUUAAUUACUUUUGCUAUGAAGUAUUGUAUAUUUUGUUUGAUAUGUAUGCAUUUAUCUUUAAUAUAAUCGAAUUGGAAAUACA
Molecule: messenger RNA, 2846 nt
Organism: Calliphora vicina (urban bluebottle blowfly)
Lineage: Eukaryota; Metazoa; Arthropoda; Insecta; Diptera; Calliphoridae
Product: dentin sialophosphoprotein-like
Exons: 4
Coding region: 64-2637 (857 amino acids)
Cellular component (GO): nucleus
Source: RefSeq, a predicted model, not a curated record